Molecule: messenger RNA, 626 nt
Organism: Myripristis murdjan (pinecone soldierfish)
Lineage: Eukaryota; Metazoa; Chordata; Actinopteri; Holocentriformes; Holocentridae
Gene: cox6a2
Product: cytochrome c oxidase subunit 6A2
Exons: 4
Coding region: 155-460 (101 amino acids)
Biological process (GO): mitochondrial electron transport, cytochrome c to oxygen
Cellular component (GO): mitochondrial inner membrane; respiratory chain complex IV
Molecular function (GO): enzyme regulator activity
Source: RefSeq, a predicted model, not a curated record
UGGGGAGGAGUCUCACCACUGGGUUCAGCUCAGGACAGACUGAAGGACAAACAAGUAGGAAGACGCAGAAACAGAAAAUUAAAGCGAGGGAUUUGACAGAGAAACAGGAGGAAAACAAAGCCUGCUGAAUAUUGUGUGGAUCAAAAAAAAAACAAUGGCUCUGUCUCCGACUGCCAUGGUGGCCCGUCGGGUGUUUGCCGCUGCAUCGCACGGAAAGGAAGGAGGGGCCAAGACCUGGAAGAUGCUGACGAUCGUGCUGGCCGUCCCCGGUGUUACCGUGUGCAUGAUCAACGCCUACAUGAAGAUGGUGGCGCACUCCCAUGGGCCGCCAGAGUUUGUGGCGUACCCUCACCUGCGUAUCCGCACCAAGAAAUUUCCCUGGGGAGACGGAAACCACUCUCUCUUCCACAACCCACACACCAACCCUCUCCCUGACGGCUACGAGGACUCCCACCACUGAUGGAACGGCUUUCUGAGACGUUCCCCGCCAACAAUGACUGCAAUGUACUUUAAAAAAAACCCCAAUCUGUAAUGUAAACCUGGCUUAAUUAUUCUGACCCAGGGGCCAAGCAGCACCGACGUCACGUGAUGCUGCCAGACAGAAUAAAACCAUACUUUCUCCGGCA